AUGGCUUACGACGCCCUUUCUCCUUUGCGCGGCGACUCAGGAGCCAAUAAGCGCAAACGUGGCCUUACACGCGACGACCUAGACUUGACGCACAAGUUGACCGAGUACAAUGACGAGAUCGUCGAGGCUAUGCGCGUCCGCAUCCUCGAGCUCGAGCAGCAACUCGCCGCAGCCACCGCGCCACCGCCCGCGAAGCGCCAGCGGAAGUCGACCGCCGCUGCAGACGCAUAUAUUCCCGGCGACAAUGAUAAUGACGCGUCUGAUGCGUUGACGCCAGCCCAACAAAAGAAGGAAGAUAAGAAGCAUCAAGCCCAAAUCAAGAAGCUCUUUGACCGGCUCAAGAAGGAGUGCAAGUCUGCGGAUGUCAAGUUUCAGGGCUCGGACAAGAGUGUCAAGUUCGACGAGGUACUCGAGAAGACGGAGUUCGAUGCUCUGUUCAAAGGCCAGGGGACGUUGAUCCAGCCAACGCCGCAGAACAAGCCAAAGUCAACCGUGACGAUAAUCGAGUUCAACGGUUCGCAGGCGAACGCGUUCUUUACGGAUUCGGGCGCAAAGAUCGACACGCUUAAAGGUACUCGCUGGACUAUCGGCGGCGGCCCCCGUUUUGUCAAGUCGGAGAAGAUCGGCGCAUGCGAUGUACGCAUCCAGAGCAUGAGUGUGCAGUACUCUGCCAACUCCAUGAAGGCGACGCUCAAGUUCGACGUCUACGAAGUCGGCGGCGGGUCCGUCUACGGCACCUCGCACAAAGCGUACGGCGGCUUCGGGCGCAUGUCAAUGGGCGGCAUGUUCUGGUGA
This is a messenger RNA of Peniophora sp. CBMAI 1063, 795 nucleotides long. NCBI's taxonomy places the organism in Eukaryota, Fungi, Basidiomycota, Agaricomycetes, Russulales, Peniophoraceae. The record is from the annotation of a GenBank genome assembly.